This is a messenger RNA of Drosophila navojoa, 964 nucleotides long. It is a transcript of the gene Vha26, whose product is annotated as V-type proton ATPase subunit Vha26. Gene Ontology annotation, biological process: proton transmembrane transport. Gene Ontology annotation, cellular component: proton-transporting two-sector ATPase complex, catalytic domain. Lineage: Eukaryota; Metazoa; Arthropoda; Insecta; Diptera; Drosophilidae. Gene Ontology annotation, molecular function: proton-transporting ATPase activity, rotational mechanism. The record is from RefSeq and is a predicted model, not a curated record.
CAUUUGGGUAUUUUACAGCACUGCGCAUCACGAAGUAAAAAUCAUAUGAUCGAUUUGUGGUAGUGAAAAUUUCAGACGACGGGCAGAAGGCACACACACUGCAAGCACGGUAGUACGUGAAUUCCUUCGGAACUAUUGAAUUUCUAUUUCGAUUUUGUGGCAAGUGAGAAAAAUCAGUCAAGAUGGCUUUGAGCGAUGCUGAUGUACAAAAACAGAUCAACCAUAUGAUGGCAUUCAUUGAGCAAGAGGCCAAUGAGAAAGCGGAAGAGAUUGAUGCCAAAGCCGAGGAAGAAUUCAAUAUCGAGAAGGGACGUCUUGUCCAGCAACAGCGUCUCAAGAUAAUGGAGUACUACGAGAAGAAGGAGAAGCAGGUUGAGCUGCAAAAGAAAAUCCAAUCCUCAAAUAUGCUCAACCAAGCCCGCUUGAAGGUGCUCAAAGUGCGUGAGGAUCACGUAAGCAGUGUGCUCGAUGAUGCACGCAAACGUCUCGGUGAAGUCACCAAGAACGAGAGCGAAUACAAGGCUGUGCUAAGCAAACUGAUUGUGCAGGGCCUGUAUCAGGUGAUGGAACCUAAAGUAAUCCUACGCUGCCGUCAAGUUGAUGUACCCCUCGUCCGGGAUGUAAUCCCAACAUCUGCUGAGCAGUACAAAGCCGCAAUGAAACAGGACGUUGAAAUUGUUAUUGAUGAGAAAGAUUUUCUGCCAGCCGAUACCUGCGGCGGUGUUGAGCUGUUUGCCUUGAACGGACGCAUCAAGGUGCCAAAUACUCUGGAGUCCAGAUUAGCAUUGAUUUCGCAGCAACUUGUGCCAGAGAUCCGCAACGCCCUGUUCGGCCGCAACGUCAAUCGCAAAUUCACUGACUAAAAUUCUUCUUUAAGUGUAAAAAAACAGUAAAAGAAAAGAAAACAAUACCAACAAAAAAGUUCAAGCUUAUAAUACCAACAAUAAUAACAACCACAAAAGAG